This is a messenger RNA of Sorghum bicolor (sorghum), 1384 nucleotides long. Its product is annotated as N-carbamoylputrescine amidase. Bases 152 to 1048 code for a protein of 298 amino acids. The record is from RefSeq and is a predicted model, not a curated record. Gene Ontology annotation, molecular function: N-carbamoylputrescine amidase activity. The transcript has 9 exons. Lineage: Eukaryota; Viridiplantae; Streptophyta; Magnoliopsida; Poales; Poaceae.
CAUUCCUCAAGGCGGCGCCUUUUUCUCCUACUUUUUCUCUGCCUGAAACCACAGCAGCAGCAGCGGCGGCCGCCAAAGCCCCCAAGGAAGGGAAGGGAGGUGAGGGGUAGGUGAAGUGGGAGUGGGAAGACGCGCGGAGGGGAGGACGAGCAUGGCUGCGGCCGCGGGGAGGAAGGUGGCGGUCGCCGCCGUGCAGUUCGCCUGCACCGACGUCGAGGCGGAGAACGUCGCCACCGCCGAGAGGUUGAUUAGGGAAGCACACAAGAAAGGUGCAAAGAUUGUACUCAUUCAGGAAUUGUUUGAGGGGCACUAUUUCUGUCAAGCUCAAAGGAUGGAUUUCUUUCGGCGCGCUAAGCCUUACAAAGGCAAUCCAACUAUUAUAAGGAUGCAACAGCUUGCUAAGGAGUUGGAAGUUGUGAUACCUGUCAGUUUUUUCGAAGAAGCAAACAAUGCACAUUAUAAUUCGGUGGCCAUUAUUGAUGCUGAUGGCACUGAUCUUGGACUCUAUCGCAAGUCACACAUUCCAGAUGGACCAGGUUAUCAAGAGAAGUUCUAUUUCAACCCAGGUGACACUGGCUUUAAGGCUUUCAAAACCAAGUAUGCCACGAUUGGUGUUGGAAUCUGCUGGGAUCAGUGGUUUCCAGAGUGUGCAAGAGCAAUGGCACUUCAGGGGGCUGAAAUACUGUUCUAUCCCACUGCAAUUGGAUCUGAACCCCAGGAUGGUAACCUGGAUUCCCGUGAACAUUGGAAGCGAGUUAUGCAAGGCCAUGCUGGUGCCAACUUGGUCCCUCUAGUUGCUUCCAACCGGAUUGGCAGAGAAACUGUUGAGACUGAGCAUGGCAAGAGCACGAUAACCUUCUAUGGGAAUUCCUUCAUUGCAGGACCAACUGGAGAAAUAGUGAAGCUUGCUAACGACAAAGACGAGGAAGUGCUGGUGGCAGAGUUUGACUUGGAUGAGAUCAAGUCGAUUAGGCAUGGUUGGGGGAUAUUCAGAGACCGGCGCCCUGAAUUGUACAAAGUGCUAUUGACGUUGGAUGGCGAGAAAUAAUCAUAAGCUCCAAUCUCGUGUGUGUGGUUAUCUAUCCUUGAAAAGGAUAAGGGCUCAGGGCUCCACAAUAAUGGGAAGGCACCAGCAGGCUCCACUGAGUGCUGCCACCACAUCAAUGGUAGUUUUUCUCCUUCCUUUCCCUGUCCAACAAUGCUUUGCCUGCAUUUGUACAAGCCAUCUGGGUGCUUUGUGAUAUUUCUCCAUUUCAUAUUCAGCAGAAUAUAUCCUUUUCAUGCAAUGUAAUCCUAUGGCAGAGGAAAAUUCAGAGCUCCAUUUCAUAAUUGCACCAAUGAUUCCUUGUUAUACUCUGAUUUAUGGUAGCAUUAGUCUAUCAAA